UUUCUCACGUCACACAAGCUUGCAGGCAAGAUGGCGCUCGGAAAGCUGUGAGAUGUGAAAACAGAAUGACUGUUUGAAGAGCUUCUGUCGAUGCAUUAAGGUUUUGUAGGUGAAGAAAAAGAAGUUGGAAAUGGAAUUGCCAAAUCAUGCCAAACAAUUGCUGCUGCAGCUAAACCAACAAAGAGCCAAAGGUUAUCUGUGUGAUGUGAUCAUAGUUGUAGAAAAUGCCCUUUUUCGAGCACACAAGAACAUUCUUGCAGCCAGCAGUAUCUACUUCAAGUCCCUUAUCCUUCAUGACAACUUGAUUAACCUCGAUACGGACAUGGUCAACCCGUCGGUAUUCCGGCAGGUUCUGGAUUUCAUUUACACUGGCAAGCUUUUGUCAUCUGAUCAGUUCAGUGACCACAAUUUCAACGCUCUUCUAACAGCAGCAAGCUACCUCCAACUUCACGACUUGGCUGCUCUCUGCAGGAAGAAACUCAAGCGCAAUGGGAGAUCCCUCCUUAAUAAACCAACCACCCCUACCAAUGGAAGAACUUCUAGGAACCAAAGGCUGUCCUCUACACCUGUAACUCCAAACCAAAUGUCAGGGUUAAAAGACAGUGAGAAGACAAAGAGGCACGAGGAGCUUAUCAAAGAUGACUUGUCAGAGGACGAGAUGUUUGCGAGAAACACCCACUGUACAACUUCAAAUUCGCUCAGUCCCUCUACGAGUAAGAACGGAAGCAACGGCAGUUGUGGCAUGCAGGAACUUGGUUUAGACCUUUCCAAGAAAAGCCCCUCAGGGAGCACAGCCACUGAAGAAGUAAGUCCCAGCAGCAUCCCACAAGAAUCACCUCAGUCUGCCUCAGAAUCCACAGCCAACAGUGCCUCAUUUGAUGAGAACCCCAACACGCAGAACCUCACCGCUGGAGAGCCCAUGGAGCUGGGCGUAGGAGAAUGUGAAGAGAGCCAACCACCUCCAGACGUCGACCAGCAUAAAAGCUCCCGGCAGGUUACCCGGCAGAGGCGGCAGCCCAAGAGCGAAGGCAAAAAGGGUGAAGACAUGGAACGAGUAACUUUACCAAACGGAGUCUCCAAAAGAUUGAAAGUGGCUGGAGAGAGGCUCCCUGCUGGUGGGAACGGCAACUCCGAAGUAUCCUUCCAGUGUAAAGAUGAAGAGGAAGGCUUGGAGAAUGGACAGGAGCAGAGUGAAGAGAGUGGACAGAGCGAGAACGAAGGUGGGCGGAAUAGCGCCAAUUACGUGUACCGCCAGGAAGGUUUUGAGCCCGCCCUUGGCGACAACCUUUACGUUUGCAUCCCCUGUGGUAAAGGCUUCCCGAGCUCCGAGGAGCUGAAUGCCCACGUGGAGACCCACACAGAGGAGGAGUUGUAUAUCAAAGAGGAGGAUGAUGAUUCUUAUCCAAAGGAAGAUGAAGUAGAAGCGGAAGACUUGUCUUCACAAAUAACCCAAGUCCAUGGCACCGAGACGCGUCGCUUCAGCUGCUCGGUCUGCAACAAGAGCUACAAAGAUCCGGCCACUCUUCGUCAACAUGAGAAGACGCACUGGCUCACCCGUCCCUUCCCCUGUAACAUCUGCGGCAAGAUGUUCACCCAACGUGGCACCAUGACACGCCACAUGCGCAGCCACCUGGGGCUGAAGCCCUUUGCCUGCGAGGAAUGCGGCAUGCGCUUUACUCGCCAAUACCGGCUCACAGAGCACAUGCGGGUUCACUCAGGUGAGAAGCCGUACGAAUGUCAGCUUUGUGGGGGCAAAUUUACCCAGCAGCGUAACCUCAUUAGCCACCUACGAAUGCAUACCUCCCCAUCAUAAGCCAAAGACACCUUGAACAGGAGACCCUCAGCAAAAAGAGUCAAUGCACACCUCUUCCAUUUGAAGUACACAGCAAGGAGCCAAUAACCCAAAGCAGGAUCCUCAUCUGCUGUAAAGUGUAGGAGGAGCCUUUCAGACAGAGAGCCCCAACAAUGGAAAGAAUUAACCGAUUGGUAUGAGUUUAUGGGUUAUGAUUUUGUUUUCUUUUUGAAUGUUGCUGUGAAUGUAUAACUGGGGUACUAAUUUUAUAUAUAUAUUUUUGGUUUCCUGGGAUAUUGUGACCACUCCCAA
Danio rerio (zebrafish) is the source of this 2104-nucleotide messenger RNA. RefSeq names its product hypermethylated in cancer 2 (gene hic2). Lineage: Eukaryota; Metazoa; Chordata; Actinopteri; Cypriniformes; Danionidae. Gene Ontology annotation, cellular component: nucleus. The record is from RefSeq and is marked provisional.